AUGUUAAGCGGCCCACCUCCUUCACUUUCUGAUCCUUUGCCAGUGGGAGCUUCCUUGGAUCAAAUUCAGCGCUUCUCAAAAAUGUAUAAAUACAUUAAAGUUGAAGAUGUCCCAGAGAAUGAAAAGGAACGAUGUACAAUAUGUUUAAUGGAUUUUGAAGCUGAUGAAGACGUUCGCUGUUUAUGUUGUACUCAUGUUUUUCAUGUAACAUGUAUUGAUCGUUGGUUGGUGUAUAACAAGAAAUGUCCGGUUUGCCGUAUUGAUUUGGAUAAGGCAGAUAUACCUUCUUAA
Molecule: messenger RNA, 291 nt
Organism: Dracunculus medinensis (Guinea worm)
Lineage: Eukaryota; Metazoa; Nematoda; Chromadorea; Rhabditida; Dracunculidae
Source: the annotation of a GenBank genome assembly